AUGCUUCUUGCAAAGGGCGCCAGCCCCUUUGAUGCCCCCUCCACCGCCAACCUUCCGUCUGCCCCGGACAGCUCCCCUCAAGCGACGGCCCCGGCGGGCCUCAGCUUCCCCAUCAUGUCCACCGGCAUAACCAGGGCCGUGCCAAGGGGCCAGCAUGCCAGCUCCCUGUCGGCUGCCAUGGUCCUGCCAGCCCCUCAGCGAGCAGCCAGCCUCCCUCCCCCCGGGCCCGAGCGGAAGGAGGUCGUGGUGCCGCGCGUCAGCCCGCAGGCAAGACUGGGGUCGUCCAGCCCUGGCCCCACCCCGCACGUCAGCCCGCAGGCAAGACUGGGGUCGUCCAGCCCCAGCCCCCGGUGGUCCCCCUCCAAGUCCGCCGCGGCGGACAUCCCCCUCCCUGCCGCGCCCGCCGCGGCAGCGCGCUGGACGCCCAAGCCCCCCCGCCCCAGCCCGCGCCACCGUGCGAGGGGCGGCGUCGACGACGACGCCGACAGCUGGGCCUCCACCUCGGACGACGAGUUGAGCUCCUCCGAGGAGGACAGCGUGCGCGCGCGCGUCUGCGCGGCGCGGGCCCUGCUCCUGCGCGCCAGCUCGGCGCCGGUGCCCGCCGGCGUGGUCUGGGGCCUGGCCGACGCGGAGCCGGCGCAAGAUGCCAUCCGGCUCGGCGGCGAGGACGCCCCGGCACCCGCGGGGCCCUCGACGCCCGUGCCUGGAGCGGCGAGCGGGGGCAGUCCGCCGUCGCACGGGGCCGCAGGGGCGGGCUCGGACCCGGCCGCGACGCAGGGCAGCCCCCGCGCGCGGGCGCAUGAGGAGUGGCAGGGCCAGUACGCCGCGUGGCAGGAGUCCUUUGCCGCCUGGCGGCUGGCCAUGUCGGACUGGGCCGCCGAGCACGGCGACGGCCGUGCCGUGGCCUGA
Messenger RNA from Auxenochlorella protothecoides, 909 nucleotides. RefSeq lists its product as hypothetical. Bases 1 to 909 code for a protein of 302 amino acids. The record is from RefSeq and is a predicted model, not a curated record. The transcript is spliced from 4 exons. NCBI's taxonomy places the organism in Eukaryota, Viridiplantae, Chlorophyta, Trebouxiophyceae, Chlorellales, Chlorellaceae.